Cyprinus carpio (common carp) is the source of this 5585-nucleotide messenger RNA. RefSeq names its product glutamate ionotropic receptor kainate type subunit 5. Gene Ontology annotation, molecular function: kainate selective glutamate receptor activity; transmitter-gated monoatomic ion channel activity involved in regulation of postsynaptic membrane potential. NCBI's taxonomy places the organism in Eukaryota, Metazoa, Chordata, Actinopteri, Cypriniformes, Cyprinidae. Gene Ontology annotation, cellular component: presynaptic membrane; kainate selective glutamate receptor complex; plasma membrane. Gene Ontology annotation, biological process: modulation of chemical synaptic transmission; synaptic transmission, glutamatergic; monoatomic ion transport. The record is from RefSeq and is a predicted model, not a curated record.
GAGAGAGAGAGAGUGUGCAUAUGAGGAAGGGAGGGGGUUUGGAGACAGAGUGAAUGCAGCUUGCACUGCUGUGCUUUGGAAUUACAGCUAUGAACAUUGUUAGGUACUUGAAAAAGAAAGGAAAGCAAAGGAGAAAAAGGACAGAGUGUAGAAGAGAAACAUUACAGAGCCUCUUGAUGCUCGACGCUGAAGAGAGUGUGUAAAAAGACAGAAGGAAAAGAGGAGGAACACUGGAGGAGCUUCACACGAUCCUCUCAUCUUCAGUUCCUGAGCAGAUCGGCCUGUUGUCUCCCAUCUCUGGGGUCGUCAUUGGAACUGCGUCUCACCACAGUGUGCAGUGCUCCAAACAGGCUCUGCCCAGAAUGGCUCCACAGAGCAGGGAUUGUGUUAACCUGAGGAGGACCACUCUCACACAGGGGUCUUAAGCAACGCAAGGGCACGAGACUCAGAUGAGGAAAUUCUCAGAUGUGACGCCCCUGCGGUUCUGUUUGCUUCCACGGACCUCGGAGCAGCCAUAACUCGAUCCGCCUCCAUCCCAGAGGUGCCAUUCCGAGGAUAGAGGGGAGUGUCUGUGCCAAAACUCAUUCCUGAACUCCUGAAGGGAAGAGCCGUGGGAAAUGGAGGGAUAGCUGGAUUGAUGAGGGUGCUGGAGAACAGAACACGUCUCCACCUGAGCGCUGGGCUCCUUAAUCAGUUCAUCCUCCCAGACACUUGAGCUCAACUUAUUCUGGAGGAUUUUUGCUCUGAGACUUCAAAUCUUCCGCUAUAUGUUUUUAAUCUAUUCUAGUUUCUUUGCUCAAGUCAAUGCUCCCCUUCAUCAAAUGUGGCAGAUGGGCCUGAGAAACGAUUCUCUGUCAAACUAAAAGCAAUAACGUGUAAGGUAGAGUGAGGUGGCAGAGGAAAGCAGGGUGAAAGUGCUGACUGGGUUUGAGUGUUUUUGUGCGUGUGUGCAAGGCCUGUGCAGCAAUGGAUGAGGGUUUGUGCCGAGGGUUGACAGGAAGAGGCAGCUAGAUAACCGAAGCCUCUAUGUGUGCGCAGGAGGGUGCGUUAGUGUGCGAAUGUGCAUGUGGGAGCAUGUGAUUGUCUCUUGGAGUGCAGAAUUCUGAGAAUUGGCCAUUAUUGCAGCUCCCUUCCAUUUUUGUGUUAAAGCCGGGAGGGUCAACAUUAACGGCGCGCGCUCGAGAGAGAAAGGGACGAAUGCAGCAAAAAAUAAAUGAAUAAAUAACAGUGACACUUCAGUUUUCUCUCACCAUAUUUUUGGUGCCCAUUGGUGGGGUUCUUUUUCCUCUGAGUGCUUGAGCUUUGUAAAAAAAAUAAAAAUAAAUUACUUUUGUCCCAUCAAAGUGGAUUAUUAUAAGAAUCACAGCUUGUGAAGGGCUCUCAGAUGGAUAAUUUCUAGCUGGAAUACCUUCUCCUUUGAGACUCUCCACACCACUCCAUUUCUGUGACUUUCAGCCUGUCAUCCUAGAAGACGUGUUGCGAUUCCCCGGAGGACUGCGUUCACUUGUCACCACAGAAAUCCAUGGCAUUCUGUUCCUGACAAGGUCCGCUUCAUUCUGGGGUGCUAUAGGCAGCAGAAGGCAUCUCCAUGAGGAGCAGUAGAAGAUGCCGGAACUGCCAGCGCUCCUGCUGUCGAUUUACUUCCGCUUCCUGUUAAUCACCGUGGUUACCAUGCCGCCUUCUUCCCUGAGCCAGACCCCUAUUCUGUCAUCCGUACGGAUGGCGGCAAUUUUGGAUGACAGCUCUGUCUGUGGGCGUGGGGAGAGGUUAGCUUUAGCGUUAGCACGUGAGAACAUCAACAGUGUGAUGGAGGGCCCGGCUCGUGCUCGCGUGGAGGUCGACAUAUUUGAACUCCAGAAAGACUCUCAGUAUGAGACUACAGAUACUAUGUGCCAGAUUCUACCGAAGGGCGUGGUCUCAGUGAUUGGCCCCGCCUCCAGCCCUGCCUCUGGCUCCAUAGUCAGUCACAUCUGUGGGGAAAAGGAGAUUCCGCAUGUGAAAAUCGGUCCGGAAGAGACUCCACGGCUUCCUUACCUGCGCUUUGCGUCUGUGACUCUGUAUCCUAGCAAUGAGGAUCUGAGCCUUGCCAUCGGAGCCAUCCUACGCUCCUUCAGCUACCCAUCGGCUAGUCUGGUCUGUGCUAAGGCCGAAUGUCUGCUGAGACUGGAGGAGCUGAUAAGGCGGUUUCUGAUCUCUCGAGAGACGCUGUCAAUCAGGAUGCUGGAUGACAACCUUGACCCUACGCCUUUACUGAAGGAGAUUCGUGAUGACAAAAUAGCUACAAUAAUUAUUGAUGCUAAUGCAUCUAUUUCUUACCUUAUACUGAAAAAGGCGUCAGAGUUGGGAAUGACAACAGCAUUUUACAAGUACAUCCUCACAACUAUGGACUUCCCACUGCUAUGGUUGGAUGAUAUAGUGGAUGAGCAGUCAAACAUUGUGGGCUUCUCAAUGUUUAACACCACCCACCCAUUUUACCUGGAGUUUAUCAGGAGCCUUAACCUGUCCUGGAGAGAGGGCUGUGACAUUAACCCGUACCCCGGACCAGCGCUGUCGUCGGCCCUGCUGUUUGAUGCAGUCCAUGUGGUGGUGAGUGCAGUGCAGGAACUCAACCGGAGUCAGGAGAUUGGCAUCAAACCUCUCAGCUGCACCUCCCCUCAGAUCUGGCAACACGGAACCAGCCUCAUGAACUACCUGCGUAUGGUGGAGUAUGAUGGUUUGACAGGUCGAGUUGAGUUCAACAGUAAAGGCCAGAGGACCAAUUACACCCUCCACAUCCUGGAGAAGCACAGGGGAGGCCACAAAGAGAUUGGGAUCUGGUUCUCUAAUAACACUCUGCUGAUGAACUCGACUAGUCUUGAUAUAAACGUGUCUGAGACUCUGGCUAACAAGACCCUCAUCAUCACCACUAUACUGGAGAACCCGUACAUGAUGAGAAAGGUGAAUUACCAGGAGUUUGAGGGGAAUGAGCAGUAUGAGGGUUUUUGUGUGGACAUGUUGAGAGAGCUGGCUGAUAUCCUCAAGUUCACCUACCGCAUCAAACUGGUGGACGAUGGCCUGUAUGGAGCACCUGAACCCAACGGCUCAUGGACGGGAAUGGUGGGAGAGCUGAUCAACAGGAAAGCUGAUUUGGCUGUUGCAGCUUUUACCAUCACAUCUGAGAGAGAGAAGGUCAUUGACUUCUCAAAGCCCUUUAUGACGCUGGGCAUCAGUAUUCUCUACAGAGUCCAUAUAGGCAGGAAGCCAGGUUAUUUCUCCUUCCUGGAUCCUUUCUCACCGGCUGUUUGGCUCUUCAUGCUGCUGGCUUACCUCGCUGUUAGCUGUGUGCUUUUUCUUUCUGCUAGGUUGAGUCCGUAUGAAUGGUAUAACCCUCACCCGUGUCUGCGUGAGCGUAAAGACCUGCUGGAAAAUCAGUACACACUAGGAAACAGCCUGUGGUUUCCUGUGGGGGGCUUCAUGCAGCAGGGGUCAGAGAUCAUGCCCCGGGCCCUCUCCACACGCUGUGUCAGUGGGGUCUGGUGGGCAUUCACUCUCAUAAUAAUCUCCUCAUACACAGCGAAUCUGGCUGCGUUUCUCACAGUGCAGAGAAUGGAAGUGCCAAUCGAAUCACCCGAUGACCUGGCCGAUCAAACCAAUAUCCAGUACGGCACCAUUCAUGGAGGAAGCACCAUGACCUUUUUUAUGAACUCUCGUUAUCAGACGUAUCAGCGGAUGUGGAACUACAUGUAUUCUAAGCAGCCCAGUGUCUUUGUGAAGAGCACAGAGGAGGGCAUUGCACGAGUCUUGAACUCUAAAUAUGCCUUCCUUCUUGAGAGCACCAUGAACGAGUACCACCGCAGCCUCAACUGCAACCUCACCCAGAUCGGAGGACUGCUGGACACCAAGGGUUAUGGAAUCGGCAUGCCUCUUGGUUCUCCUUUCAGAGAUGAGAUAAGUCUGGCAGUUCUGCAGUUGCAGGAGAAUAACAGGUUGGAGAUCCUGAAGAGAAGAUGGUGGGAGGGAGGGCAGUGUCCCAAAGAGGAAGACCACCGCGCCAAAGGUCUUGGGAUGGAGAACAUUGGCGGUAUAUUUGUGGUGUUAAUUUGUGGCCUGAUUAUUGCUGUGUUUGUGGCUGUGAUGGAGUUUGUGUGGUCCACACGCCGAUCAGCUGAAACAGAUGAGGUACGGCCUCUCUCCUGCGACCGCCAAUAUCACAGUAACACUACAGGGUCUAUGUGUCAGGAGAUGUUGACGGAGUUCCGUAACGCUGUUUCCUGCAAGAAAAGUUCUCGUCUUCGCCGUCGCCGUCCGCUGUCCAGCUCUCUGGCCCUUCGACACCCCACCCGCAUCACUUUAGGGGCCCCACGGCCCCUGCGCCUUGUCAGAGAGAUGCGCCUUAGCAAUGGAAAGCUCUACAGUGGUACCGGACCCCUGACAGGAAGUUCAGGGCCAGGAGGAGGCCCCUCAGACAUGGGCCCCGGCCCCCAGCGACUCCUGGAGGACCCAUUAGGUGCCAACAGCACCCCCACAGUGGCUCUGGGUCCCCCCGCAGUGACAGUGCCUCUGCCGCGGGGCUGCACUCACGUGCGCAUUUGCCAGGAGUGCCGGCGCAUCCAGAGUCUUCGCACAACGUCCUGCACACGUAUCCCUCCCUCCUCGGCCCCUCUGCCUCGCCUGGCCCCGCCCCCUCCACACUCAUCCUCCAAUACAGACAGCGAAGGCGGCGGCGGGCAGAGCCCGUGCCGGAUAGGCCACUCCCCACCGGCAAAAGGCUGCAUUUUACCACCACCUCAGUCUAGCAACAAUACAGAUCUAAUGGGAGAGCAGAAAUGAGAACAGAGACUUGACAAAAGGGGGAGACAGAAGCGUGACAUUUUUUCAAUAUUUGCCCUCUUGUUUAAAAUCACAGACAAAUGCGCUUUCCAUCUUUUAUUUGGUAUGAGAGAAUUAUCUCUUCUUUUGGAUAGCCGUGUGCCACAUCAAUGAUUCUUUUGUACUGCUGAAUGAUGUACUAUAACAUUGACUGUGUCUGAAGAAACCUUGAAAACACGAUUGUAAAGAUUUAAGACUGUCAGUCUGAGGAUUUAAAAAUGCUACACAACAGGCAGCACAGAGAUAUUAAACAGAGAUAUUAAACUUCCCCGUGAUUCUGAUCUUCAGGCAGCACACAGAUGUCUGCUUGUAAUCAGAGGCAGACAGAGAUACAGACUCUCCUUUCCUUUUCUGACUGAACUCAGUCUCUAUAUUACGAAAGAGGUCACACAGAGGAAGUAGCACAGAGACGCUCUCUUCUGGAUGUCAUUUUCUCAAUGAUAACAUACAGAUCAGAGCCAGACCGCGACAGAAUGACAGCACACACGUAAAUGGAGGACAAUGACGCUGUAAAACACAAACUUGUUAAUUAAAAAGAUAUUCUAAACAGAUAUUCUUACUUUUCUGUACUAUACUUAUUUUUAAAUUCACUGUCUGUGUAAUUUAAUUCUGGGGUUGUGUUGUCUGAAUUGGAAAUUAAAAAUAGAGCUACUUUAUUGAUACAGAGAUCAACUCUGACUGAAUAUGUAUGUUCUUGGAAAUGAGGAGUUGUGUGUUCAUUAAAACGUGGACUUUGA